Molecule: messenger RNA, 956 nt
Organism: Durio zibethinus
Lineage: Eukaryota; Viridiplantae; Streptophyta; Magnoliopsida; Malvales; Malvaceae
Biological process (GO): intracellular sterol transport
Molecular function (GO): sterol binding
Source: RefSeq, a predicted model, not a curated record
CACCGCCAACCAACCGAAGGUCUGGUUUGUCCAAUCAACAAAUCUUACCCGUCCAUAAUGCGAAUAACACAAAUCAACGGUCCAGAUGACUCCCAGUUUUGUAAACAACCGUACACAUUCUCUCUUCCCUCUCCAUAUCUUCUCCAAACACAUCGCCGUACAUUUCCAAAACUCUGCUCUCUAAAAAACAAAUAAAUCCCCAAAAUCUCCGAUAACAGAAAAAUUAAUCUGUAAAAAUCGAAAUAGAAUGAAGAUGAUCCAGUACAACCAGUUCAUCGCACCCCUCUUGCUCCUGUCGUUGUGUCUGUUUGUUCCGUUGACCGUCGCCAACGACGUUAACUACUGCGAUAAGAAAGCUGAAUAUGAUGUAAAGGUUCAAAGAGUUGAGAUUUCGCCUGACCCGAUCGCCAGGGGCAAACCUGCUAACUUCAGUAUCUUUGCAACAACAGGUGCAGCAAUCGCUGAGGGGAAACUGGUGAUUGAGGUUUCGUAUUUUGGAUGGCACAUUCACAGUGAGACUCAUGACCUUUGUGAUGAGACAUCUUGCCCUGUGUCUACUAGUGAUUUUGUGGUUUCCCAUUCGCAAGUUUUGCCAGGAUAUACUCCCCCUGGUUCCUACUCUCUGAAGAUGAAGAUGUAUGACGCGAACAAGCAUGAGUUGACAUGCAUUGGGUUUGAUUUUAACAUCGGGUUUGCAUCAUCUGUGGCUGAUAGUUAAAACACUAUAGUAUUUUUAAUGUUCUGUUACCCAUGUAAAGUAUUCUAUACACUGUAUGUUCCUUCCAACUUCACUCUUAUCAUGCAUGUAUAACUUUGAUUAUCCCAGUGACUUGUUGCUGUGAAAAGUUAAAGCUAUUAUGUUGCCAGUGGCGUCCAUUGCUGGAUGAAACCACUGUCUGAUUCUUUAAUAAAUUUAAACCAAAAUUCCUUAAGAAUAGUAUGAUCUAUCAUCUACU